AUGCUCUUUGCCUGGGGCAGCCUGAUCAACUGUGCAGCGGACUUCUACAAGGACGGGGCCAAGAGCGCCAAGCCGGGCGCCUCCGUCACGGGCGGCCCGUUCCGCCUGGCAAGGCACAUCAACUGGUUUGGCGCUUGGAUGCGCUACAGCUCUUUCGCCCUCAUCAGCGGCACCCCACCAGCGCCUCUGGCUUUCUUUCCUCUCGCCUGGACCAUGCUCCUCAACUUGGCCUCCCUCCAGGAGCGCGACGCUCGCAAGGCCAAGCGCGUCGCCGACAAGGGUGAUGUGUACCUCACCACCACGCCCGCUGUGGUCCCGUGGCGGCUGCUGUUCUGA
This is a messenger RNA of Monoraphidium neglectum, 336 nucleotides long. RefSeq lists its product as hypothetical. The record is from RefSeq and is a predicted model, not a curated record. NCBI's taxonomy places the organism in Eukaryota, Viridiplantae, Chlorophyta, Chlorophyceae, Sphaeropleales, Selenastraceae. The transcript is spliced from 3 exons. Bases 1 to 336 code for a protein of 111 amino acids.